GAUGAUGGAAGUGUUUCCCUGACUGCUUCAGUUCGUGUCAUUUGUUUUCUGGUUGUCAUCACAGUGUGUAAACAUCUACAGUAGAUCAGUGGAGAGAGGUUGCUGACGGAAGGGUUGUGUACAAUUCCUUGAUUAAUUUUAUAACUGUAAGCUUUGAGAAGCUUGCACGAUAUUCCCUCUUCUCAUUGUAGCCUAGCAGGGUAGAGUCCGGACAAAAACGCACCUCUGCUUGAUUUGUUGAGGAGAACGGAGGCAAUCGGCGCUUGUCAACGACCAUGGCAGCGGCGCCUAUGGAGGAGGCCGAUCCGGCGGCGACCGAAGGCGGCGCAGCGUUCUCCGAAUCUCAGCUUCGAACAUAUUCUUUCCCAACCAAGCCCAUUCCCAGACUCUCUCACACGGACCCCAGAGCAGAGGUGCUAAUUAACAACGAGGAACCAGUGGUUUUAACAGACACAAACCUUGUAUAUCCAGCUCUCAGAUGGGACAUUGCAUACCUCCAGGAGAAUAUUGGAAAUGGAGACUUCUCUGUUUACAUUGCAGAAAACCACAAAUUCCUCUAUUAUGAUGAGAAAAAAAUGUGCAACUUUGAGAACUUUGUCCCCAAGUCGCAACGAACGGAAAUGAAAUUCUCAGAAUUUGUGGAUAAAAUGCGCAAAACAGAGCAAUCAGGAGGAGAGGAUAGAGUAUAUCUGCAGCAGACUUUGAAUGACACAGUAGGGAAAAAGAUUGUGGUUGACUUCCUUGGUUUUAACUGGAACUGGAUCAACAAGCAGCAAGCCAAGAGAAACUGGGGGCAGCUGACAUCCAACCUACUGCUUAUAGGCAUGGAGGGCAAUGUUACACCAGCACAUUACGAUGAGCAGCAGAACUUCUUUGCACAAAUCAAAGGACAUAAGAGAUGUAUCCUCUUCCCUCCGGACCAGUUUGAAUGUCUCUAUCCAUAUCCUGUGCAUCACCCCUGUGACAGACAGAGCCAGGUUGAUUUUGAUAACCCUGACUAUGAGAGGUUCCCUAAUUUUAAAAACGUUGUUGGCUAUGAGGCUGUUGUCGGUCCAGGAGAUGUGCUCUACAUCCCGAUGUAUUGGUGGCAUCACAUUGAGUCACUGUUGAACGGUGGAGUGACAAUCACUGUCAACUUCUGGUACAAAGGCGCCCCCACCCCAAAGAGGAUAGAAUACCCUUUGCGAGCUCAUCAGAAGGUGGCUAUUAUGAGAAAUAUUGAGAAGAUGCUGGGAGAAGCACUUGGAGACCCACAUGAGGUUGGACCUUUACUGAAAACGAUGAUCAAGGGCCGAUAUGACCAGGACCUCAGUUAGAGCACCACCCUGAAAACUUAACUAGACUGCUUUGGAAACUGUAUGCCAGUGAAAAUGAGACUGCAAGCGUGUGUAAUGCGCAUUCUGGCUUUAUAGAGUAUCACUGCAUGGCAAUAAGCAGCCAUCUUGAAACUGUUCUUCUUCAUUUGUCUCUGGGUGCCAUUGUCAUUGCAAAUACAACAGUUAUGAGGAAACAUCUGACUAACUCGGGGGAAUUCGCCUUACUUGAAGAAGUCUUCUUCGAAGACGGCUUAAUUUUAAGUCAAGGUAUGUUUAUGUUAAUCAGUGGUUUGUCAGGAUUCUAAUAAUUCACAGAAAUGGAUGUUUAGCCAAGUCAGUAAACAUUAUCUGAGAUCGGUACCUUUGGAGCAGCUUGAAUAUUUUAACCACUAAUGGAUGAGUCAAAGAGUAAUAUACAUUCAGUUAAUUGUAGCUUGAUUACUAAAUGUGAAAUACUGAUAUUGUAUUCUCCAUCUUGAUCAUAAAGACAGCUUUACAACAGAUUUGGUUGGUACCUCUAAAGACAACAGGUCUUUUAAGUGUUUUACAAUAUUUAUCUGUGCAAUCGACAUCACUAUUCUACUAAUGACAUAGUUUUGGGGGAGAGUAAUCAGCAAGAAUUUCCUGUUGCAGAGAAGACCACAUAGGCACAGUAAUUAAACACAGACGUACCGUGAUAAUGAAUGGUGAUGAAAUAUUAUUAAAAGUGUGUGUGGGUGUGAAAAGAGGGGCCUCACAUAUUCAGCUGAAGGAGAGUGCAAGUGCUUGAAGCUAAAUGAUUUUAGCAGUGGUUCCUUUGUGUUGUAUUUAAGCUCUUACUGGUUUGAUUUAUAUUUCAAGUACUAUAUUGGAUGUGCAAUUCCAUCUACCAAUGAUAGGUGAAGGAGCACUGAAAAUAAAUACUAUGUUUAUUGCAAAUAAGGUUAAUUAUAGGAAUAAAAAAUACAGUAUGUUUUUUGUUUGUUUGUUUUUUUACAAUUUUUACUAUGGUAAUUACAGGUGAUAUUUUUUUGGGAUGGGAUCUUAUGAUGGCUAAAACUGUUGAGUAGUUUUAAGUGAACUGUUUAAAUGAUAGAUUUAAGUUAACUAACUGGACUAUCAUCUGGAACUUACUGUAUGUAUCAGCCCUUGCUGUGCUGUGUAUUGCACCAUCUAGUGGCCAAGUUGCAUGUUAAUCUUGAUGUAUCUGGCCCGUGCAUUCUACUGCUACAAUACAAAUAUUUAAU
Molecule: messenger RNA, 2542 nt
Organism: Monopterus albus (swamp eel)
Lineage: Eukaryota; Metazoa; Chordata; Actinopteri; Synbranchiformes; Synbranchidae
Gene: hif1an
Product: hypoxia inducible factor 1 subunit alpha inhibitor
Exons: 8
Coding region: 276-1316 (346 amino acids)
Biological process (GO): negative regulation of Notch signaling pathway
Cellular component (GO): nucleus; cytoplasm
Molecular function (GO): [protein]-asparagine 3-dioxygenase activity; peptidyl-histidine dioxygenase activity; ankyrin repeat binding
Source: RefSeq, a predicted model, not a curated record